AGCUGCCGUGAUGUACGUGUUCCUCAUGAUCCGAUGCCACAAGACCACCAUCUUCACGGACGCCAAGGACUCGAACACCUUGUUCAAGCUGUAGCGCAUCAGCUAGGGCAUCCUCAAGGGCAUCCUCAAGCGGCUACCAGACAAGCAGCGGCUGUACAAGGACAACCGGAUUCUGGACCAUGGAAAGGCAUUGGGAGAGUGUGGCUUCACCAGCCAGACAGCACGACCUCAGGCCUCAGACACUGUGGGGCUAGCCUUCAGGGCAGAUGAAUCCUUUGAGGCCCUUAGCAUCGAGCCCUUCUCCAGCCCACCUGAGCUGCCAGAUGUAAUGAAGCCGCAGGACUUAGGAAGCAGCGCUAAUGAACAAGCUCUGCAGUGAGAGCCC
Kogia breviceps (pygmy sperm whale) is the source of this 385-nucleotide messenger RNA. The record is from RefSeq and is a predicted model, not a curated record. NCBI's taxonomy places the organism in Eukaryota, Metazoa, Chordata, Mammalia, Artiodactyla, Physeteridae.